Iphiclides podalirius (scarce swallowtail) is the source of this 204-nucleotide messenger RNA. The record is from the annotation of a GenBank genome assembly. NCBI's taxonomy places the organism in Eukaryota, Metazoa, Arthropoda, Insecta, Lepidoptera, Papilionidae.
AUGGAACGUAGACAGGGAACUGAGGUGGGUGCAACGGCAGUACGGUUCAACAUCCGUUUCCGGCGCGCACACAAAGACUUCCGCCAGACGACAUGGGCACCGAGACGCAUCCGCGGCGCGGAGAUGAAAGACCUGAGAGCUUCCACCACACGUGGUGACAUAACUGUCGCGUUCAUCCACGAUACGAUAAUUAAAGCUGAUAUU